Messenger RNA from Pipistrellus nathusii (Nathusius's pipistrelle), 1278 nucleotides. The record is from the annotation of a GenBank genome assembly. NCBI's taxonomy places the organism in Eukaryota, Metazoa, Chordata, Mammalia, Chiroptera, Vespertilionidae.
AUGCUGCAGCAGAUCCUGCACGACAUGUACAUCGACCCCGAGCUCCUGGCCGAGCUGAGCGACGUGCAGAAGCACAUUCUCUUCUACAAGAUGCGGGAGGAGCAGCUGCGGCGCUGGCGGGAGCGCGAGGCCUGGGAGGCCCUGGCCCAGGCGGAGGGGCUCCGGCCCCCCAAGGUCAAGCGAGCAGCGAGUGACAAGCACAUCCAGUGGCUGCUGGGGGAAGAUGGCGAGGUCUGGGUCUGGAUCAUGGGAGAAGGCCCUGGCGACAAGCCCUAUGAGGAGAUCUCGGAGGAGCUGAUUGCAGAGAAGGCGUGGCUGCAGGCACAGCGGGAGGCCGAGGAGCUCUGGAGACAGAAGGAGGCAGAGAUCACCAAGAAGUUCCGGGAUGCUCUGGCCAAUGAGAAAGCCCGGAUCAUGGCAGAGAAGUGGAAAGUGGAGAUGGAGGACCGCAAGGCUGCCAAGGUCCUGGAGGAGCGCAUUCACGAGGAAUUCAAGAGGAAAGAGGAAGAGGAGCGGAAGCGAGGGGAAGAGCAGAUCCGCCGCCAGGAGGAGCAGAGGGCCAGGGAGCUGUACUGGACGCUGAAGCAGGCGCAGCUGCAGAGCCAGGCCAGCGAGAAGGAGGAGCGCGAGUGGGAGGAGCAGUUGCGGCGGUCCAAGGCAGCGGACGAGGAGAGGAGGCGCCGCGCCCAGCGCGCCCGGGACGAGUACCGGCGCCUGUCGCUCCGCGCCCUCCAGAAGGGCGCCGUCGCUGGCCUCAGCUUCAUGCUCCAGGAGCUUGGCCAGAGCCACAGGGAGGAGGCCAGGCUCCGCCACCACUUUCCUGGCCCGGGGCCCGUCAGGACUUGGGAGCGCCCUCUGCGUCCCAUCUCCAGAGAAGUCAUAGUCCGCUGGUUCAAGGAGGAGCAGCUGCCUCGCCAAGCUGGCUUCGAGAGGAACACCAAGUCCAUCGCCCCCUGGUUCCACGGAAUCAUUAGCCGAGAAGAUGCAGAAGAUCUUCUUGAGAACAUGACGGAGGGAGCAUUUCUGGUCCGGGUCAGUGAGAAAAUCUGGGGCUACACCCUCUCCUAUCGCCUGCAGAAGGGGUUCAAGCACUUUCUCGUGGAUGCCUCUGGGGACUUUUACAGCUUCCUGGGAGUGGAUCCCAAUCGCCACGCCACGCUCACCGAUCUCAUUGAUUUCCACAAGGAGGAAAUCAUCACUGUUUCGGGGGGAGAGCUGCUGCAGGAGCCCUGUGGCCAGAGGGACAGCCCGCCAGACUACCACUUGCUGUUUGAAUGA